Molecule: messenger RNA, 354 nt
Organism: Mucor velutinosus
Lineage: Eukaryota; Fungi; Mucoromycota; Mucoromycetes; Mucorales; Mucoraceae
Exons: 1
Coding region: 1-354 (117 amino acids)
Source: RefSeq, a predicted model, not a curated record
AUGGUACUGGAACAAAAAGACGCCUUCAAACUUGGACUUGCUGGUGAGCAACACAUUGUUAAUGGCACCAACUUGAGCUCUUUUAUCAAUUCGGAGGCCUCGAAGCGCAAUGCGCUUAGGCACAAAAAGCACAAAGAUCUCGAUGUAACGCUUGCCUUGAGAGCCAUUGAGCUGUAUGUGGCAAAAAAAAAUACCAUAGAAGAUCUUUGCAAUGCCUUGAUGUGUAUGUUGUCGCAUUACAUAUACCUUCGUAAUGGCUCUUCUCGUGGUGCAGAGCUGGUAGUUCCCCAGUUUGUGGUAUACGAAAAUAAAGAGCCAACGCUUCGUUCAGGUCUGCUCUUCUCUGAUGACUGA